AUGAAGUACGAAGAUGCCAUCCAGUUCAUCCGGCAGAAACGGCGGGGCGCCAUCAACAGCAAGCAGCUGAUGUACUUGGAGAAAUACCGCCCAAAGCAGAGGCUACGGUUCAAGGACCCGCACAACCACAAGAACAAGUGCUGCAUUAUGUAA
This is a messenger RNA of Staurois parvus, 153 nucleotides long. NCBI's taxonomy places the organism in Eukaryota, Metazoa, Chordata, Amphibia, Anura, Ranidae. The record is from the annotation of a GenBank genome assembly.